This is a messenger RNA of Episyrphus balteatus (marmalade hoverfly), 984 nucleotides long. RefSeq names its product endonuclease G, mitochondrial (gene EndoG). The record is from RefSeq and is a predicted model, not a curated record. The transcript is spliced from 2 exons. NCBI's taxonomy places the organism in Eukaryota, Metazoa, Arthropoda, Insecta, Diptera, Syrphidae. Gene Ontology annotation, biological process: apoptotic DNA fragmentation. Gene Ontology annotation, cellular component: mitochondrial inner membrane; nucleus. Gene Ontology annotation, molecular function: single-stranded DNA endonuclease activity; metal ion binding; nucleic acid binding. The annotation marks the transcript as partial.
AUUAAGAAUAAAAGACUAGUUAGUAAAAUAUUACUGGUCUCAUCAAUUGCCGGUGGAUCAUAUUUCCUAGGCACACGAAUCGAACGACAACGUUUACAAACGAACUUUGACAAAGCUACCGAAGCAGAUCCAUAUUUGUUUUGUAAUAAAGAUAGUCUUUGGAAAGAUAUACAAUUAAAACCUGCCUUGCCUAUUUUUGGAACUGUAUCUGCCGCUGUCCCUGUUCCAGCUACUGAAUCAAAAACCCUCUCCGCCGUACCCAGUCGAGUGUCACAGAUUAUGAAAUAUGGUUUCCCUGGACUCGAUCAUGUUCGUUCCUAUUCUGAUUAUGUUCUAUCUUAUGACCGACGAAAUCGAGUCGCUCAUUGGGUAUUCGAGCAUCUUACUCAGGAAUCAGUCCAGCCGAAUGACGCUGUUGACCGUUCCAAGUGUGAGUUUCGGCCGGAUGAGAGUAUUCAUCCGUUCUUUCGAUCACAAAAUACCGACUAUAGAAAAUCGGGUUUUGAUAGAGGUCACUUAGCCGCAGCUGGGAAUCAUCGUAUUCACCAGAAACAUUGUGACGAUACUUUUUUUCUCACAAAUAUGGCUCCACAAGUUGGACAAGGUUUCAAUCGAGAUUCUUGGAAUCGAUUAGAAACUUAUGUUCGCAAACUGACAAAAACAUAUCCAAAUGUAUAUGUUUGCACGGGGCCACUCUAUUUGCCACAUCGUGAAGAUGAUGGGAAAAUGUAUGUGAAAUACCAAGUAAUUGGAACUAAUAACGUGGCUGUUCCAACACACUUUUAUAAAGUCAUUGUUGGUGAGACGGCUGAUAAUCAUUUGGAAAUGGAGGCGUAUGUUAUGCCGAAUAAAGAGAUUGCCAAUGAAACGCCAUUGCAAGUGUUUCAAGUGCCACCAGAGACGAUAGAACGAGCAGCGGGUUUAUUGUUUUUUGAUACAAUAAAUCGGAAACAACUUUCGAAGAUCAAUGGAAAGAAAGUUUGA